Cladocopium goreaui is the source of this 2033-nucleotide messenger RNA. The record is from the annotation of a GenBank genome assembly. NCBI's taxonomy places the organism in Eukaryota, Dinophyceae, Suessiales, Symbiodiniaceae.
AUGUGGCUUUGGCUUCUUCCGGCCUGCGUUGUGGCCUACCAUGCGUAUGAUCACAGUUGUGGCUGGACAAACAAACAGGUGCUGUGGCAACGCCUCCGCCGCCGAGCUGAUGCAGUGCUGGCGGGCGAGAUUCCAUGGACCCGAGAGAGCUGGGUGGAGCAGAUUUCGGAGGAGUUGGUGAAUUGCCCGUUUGGCGUUCACGUGUUGCAACUCCUAAAUCUGAAUGCAGCAGGGACCACAGCUGCGAAGCUGUUGGACUUCAGUGGUUCCAAAACCAUGGGUUUCGGGUUGUACAACUUGGUGGGUUUGCUGGACAUCGCUCUCACCGGUUGGCCCAGCUUUGGUUUCCUCCACAAAAUCUGUCGAAGUCGACUUCAUGACCACUGUGCAGGCCGUUUGGCAACAAAGCCGGCGGCGGCUGCUGUGGUGGUGGCAGCACAGGCGGCCAGGAGGAACUUGGAAAAGAACAUGAGCAGCAGAACCAUCGAUGGUUUGGUGAAUGACUUGGACCUUCUGAAUGAGCUCAGGAUGGCCUUGGAAGGGGUCAGGAAGAUGUGGUUUUUGCGGUGGGAGGGGAAUGACAUGAGUGAUGAAUCCUUGGUGUCACGUUGGUUGGGCCUAGAUUCACAACAGCCCUGCUGCCAGAUGUGGGCGGAAUUGGCCUCCCUGCAGGGUUCCUUGCGACGACGUUUCGAGAUGCCCUGCGCGUCGGGACACCGCCGCUGGGACGGGGCUGUUUGCCCUGCCUGCCGGUUGCCGGCUCAAGCCUUCUGGUUGGAUGAACGGGAAGUGGCCGAGGCGGCUGUAGCUGAACUCGCUGAACUCUCCAAAGUGAGACAUUUGACACAUCCAGCGCAAAGAUUUCAGCCGCACAUGUCAGACAAUUCUCAAGAUUUUCCUGGAUCCUUCGCAAUUGCAACGGUGCUCACUUCUGAGGAUCUUUUCCGGAGCAUUCGUCAUGAUGGGCAAGGCAGCGGACAUUCUGGUGAUGAAGACGUGGCGGAUGCAAAUGCCAUUGUUUUGGCAUACGUGGAUGCCUUGCGAACCCUGGCAUUUUCCAUCCAAAAAACAUCCUCUCAGAAGCCACUACUGGUGUUGCUGUCCCUCCGCACUGGGGAGUCUUUGCCAAAGGAAGCUCAAGACUCUCUGGAAGCUUUGGAAGAACAAGGUCUCACCAAAUUGCUUCACCUGCCGGUUCCACCACAACAUCUCUGGCCGCGCGCUUGGGGGAAGUUGCAACUUUGGAAGCCGCGUGGCUAUGAUUUGAUCCUCUACAUGGACGCCGACACCUUGGUGUUGGACAACUUGGAGGGUCUCUUCCACGCAGCCACUGCGAUUCCAAACUUCGCAGUGGCUGCUGCCCUGACGCGAUCCAUGAUGGGCUUGAACGGUGGAGUGAUGCUCCUGAGACCGUCUCUGCAGAUUUUCACUGCGCUUCAGCAGUCCCUGGAAGAACUUCCCAGUUGGCAAGGCAUCUCACGAUGGACAGGUCGACCCUGGUGGAAUGCGCCGCCGGUACCGGUACAGACGCUGGAUGCCUCGAAUGAGACGGUCCCGACGGUCUCUGACUUUGGAUCCUAUGGUGAUCAAGAUCAUCUCAACGAGUGGCUGGCCACGAGCUUUGAUUUCCAUGGGGAACUGAUGUUGGAUGGAUCCGAUUGUCGGAAACAACCAUGGCAUGUUUCUUAUGAUGCUGUUCGGGAUGGCCCCAAAGUAGCGUCUCUGGGUGGAUUCUGCACCUUGCCAGUGGGCUUCAAUUUUUGUGCCACCGCUGGAUGUUUACGACAGCUGGCAUCGGGUGAACACGCUUUGGCCCGCGAGGCUUUGGCAUCUACUGCGGUCACGGCUGGAGUUCGGGUGCUCCACUGGCCGGGUGCCCUGCGGAAGCCAUGGCAACGGUGUUACCCUGCCACGCGCUCGCGCUUGGACGUGCUGUGGUGGCAAGUCUUCAACGAGGCCUGUGCAAAGGCACCAGCCAAGGCACCCUGCAGGGUGCGAUGUUUCGAUUGAAGGCACCAGAAAAUCAUAGAAAA